Molecule: messenger RNA, 1550 nt
Organism: Cucurbitaria berberidis CBS 394.84
Lineage: Eukaryota; Fungi; Ascomycota; Dothideomycetes; Pleosporales; Cucurbitariaceae
Product: GroES-like protein
Exons: 2
Coding region: 66-1169 (367 amino acids)
Biological process (GO): cellular response to oxidative stress
Cellular component (GO): cytoplasm
Molecular function (GO): quinone reductase (NADPH) activity
Source: RefSeq, a predicted model, not a curated record
CACCUCAUCCACAUCAACCUUGACUCUAUCUAUUCGCUCGACCUCGUCAAGCAUCAUCUUGAAUCAUGUCUACAGCCUUACCCACGACAAACACCAGCCCCACGCCCUCCCAACCAGGCCGCUGGAUAGUUACUAAAUUCGGCACCCCCUCGGUGCUGAAAUGGGAAACGUUUGACUUCAACUCCGAGCUUUCAGAUGACAAAGUGCUUGUCCGCAUCAUCGUGGCUGGCAUUGCUGGCGUCGACAACAUCCAGCGAGCAGGCGGGUAUCCGCAUCCCAUAGCGCGCGAACCCGGCUUCACAACAGGCUACGACCUUGUCGGCGAAGUCAUCACCUUGGGCGACUCGGUACCUAAAGAGAGCGGCUUGACGAUUGGGGACUGGGUCACCUCACUAUCUAUGUUUGGUGCACACGCAACCCACAUCGUAUUGCCGCAUACGAAUCUGAUAAAGAUCAAUCGCACCGAUGACCCGGUUAAGAUCACUGCUCUGCCACUCAACUACAUGACCGCAUGGGGCAUGCUCAAACACAGCGGCGUGCACCUCCCUCCUGGGUCAAGCAUCUUGAUCGGUUCUGCGAGCGGCGGCCUCGGGACGGCUGUUGCGCAGCUCGUCACUUCUUUCAAUAUGAAUAUCCAGAUGAUUGGGACGUGUUCGCCCUCCAAGUUCGACUACCUCCGCUCCCUCGGCGUGGCGCCCAUUGACCGCAAUGCUCCCGAUAUUGCUGAGCAAGUCCGCGGGCUUACCAAUGGAGAAGGCGUAGAUGUUGCUUACGAUGGUCUGUGUAGCGAAGAGAGUUUGCAGAAGAGUCUUGCUGCGACAAAGAACGAUGUGGGGAAGGUUAUUGUGUUUGGUGUUAUGGGAGAGAUUGCGGCGGAUGGGAGCCGGAUGCACAGAGAUGUUGAAGACUUCCUUGGAGAGCGAACUCAAUCAUUGCCGCGCACAAGCUUCUAUCAGCUUGAUACCGGAUACGCUAAGAAUAAUGGUCUGGAGGAUCUUUAUGCCAUUAUGGACAAGGUAAGAAGUGGAAAGUUGGAACCGGUCGUUGCGAAGCUGUUGCGGCUAAGUGAGGCGGUGAAGGCACAUGAGCUCCUUAUUGAUGGAAGUGUGGUCAAAGGGAAGAUGUUGUUUCUUGUUGAUGCCGAUCUGGCUGCUCGUUAUGGUAUCUAGACACUCAUGCAAGACCAAGGAAAUUAUGUGGGUGUCUUGUGUAUCGAUUGACCUCUCUAGUCUAUUACGCUUUAGCUAGACAAAAAGCGACCACACUCGAUGGAAAGUACUUGUGAAAGUGCUCGAAAUCCACUCCGGUCAUGCUAACAAAAUAAUCAUGCACAUGAAGCUUAGAUAUUCUCCUGUAACGCCGAGCGUUCUUCUCUCUCUUUGUAUCCGUCCGAUCCUUUAUUUGUUAUGCCAAAGUAGCGUCCGUAGCGAAUCCCAAUGGUCCGACUGUACGUAAAUAUAGCUCAUACUACUCCUCAAACUGCUCUGAACACUCUCAGGAUGCCACCGAAAGAUAUACAUUACCAUCGCCCAACUCAAACUCGCGAAGAC